CAGUUUCCUGUGUAGAAUACAAUUUCAUUUGGCAUUUAAGCAUUUUUAUGAUUAAGAAAUACACUUUUUGGAGUAUUAAACAAUUUAUCUUCCACCACCAUUUGGACAAAUCUCACCUUUAAUUAAUAAUGAAUAAUCCUUUGCCCUUUAUUUUAUUGUGAAGUACCUCAAUCAAACCAGUUUCUGUUACCUUUAAAGUGUCCAGCUGAAAGAAUAAAUAAAGGCUAGGGGUAAAAACAUGUCCGCCACCCUGCCGCUGUUUAGGAACUCUCUGUGCCAAAAGCUCAACAGUGCUUGCGCAAGUGCGCUUCUUUUAAAAGACGGGUCCAUUUGCAUGACAAAGGCUGAUAGCUUCAGGGUGGCAGGCAGAGAGAAGGGAGUGAGAGAGAGGUGUUAGGUCUGGAGGGAGAAGGACGGAGACAGACGGGGAAUUCUGGGCAGAUGAUUGGGGAUUGCUGGAUCUUUCCCAGUCAGGAGACGAGAGACACUGCUGGAUAUGGUCAACGGUGACGCCAAGGUGGGGAGAACACCUGCUUUGAGAUGGCUGGAACAUUGCUCACUGCUCUGAUGCUGUUCCUUUUUAAGAGGGUUUGUGACGGAGAGCCAACAGUUGGAGGACCAGACAGAGUAACGGACCAACAUGGGACAAACAAACUGGUCUACGUCACAUCCCAAUGGGCCCUCCAGUUGGUCAAUGACUCUCUGCCUUUCUCCAGAGCCAACAGCUUCUGUAGAAGCCAGUUUAGUUCCCUUCUUACUCUGAAUGAAUCAGAAAACCAUGAAGAACUGUUGGAGCUUCUUCGCCAGGCUGGACUAACUUCAUCCAUCUGGGUUGGGCAAUCCCCCAAGCCUGUUGCACCCUCCAAGCAAUAUUUUCAGGUCUCAGCUCUGAGAUUUCCAAAGGAGUCGCGUGAAGGCUUUGCUCACGUGAACAUAACCUUCCCUGCCCUGUCAGCCAUUAGCGUGUGUGUCCGAGUACAGUGGGACCAAGACUGGAAUGAAGUGUCGACCAUCUUCUCUUACGCUGCACCUGUCUUUACCAAUGAGUUUCAGCUGAGGGGCCAGUUGGACGUUCAGGGCCGCGUCCUCCUGGCGCUCAUCAUCCAUGGAAAGCACUUGCCGUAUAAGGCCUCCUUCCCAAAUGAUGGAGCGUGGCAUCAGAUCUGUGUCACAUGGCGUCGGAGUGGCAACCACUGGGCCAUCUAUGUGGAUGGAGAGAUUAAAGACAAGGGCUCAGGGACGGACACAAACAGAGAUAUCCAUGGGGAUGGGAUUCUGAUCCUCGGUCAGGAUCAGGACUCUUUUGGUGGGAAUUUCACAGAACCUUUUUUUGGAAAUAUCACUGACUUGAAUGUGUGGAACAUGGCCUUGGAAUCAAGACACAUUCGGGCCCUGAACUCGUGUUCAACUUUGUCCCAGGAAAGGCUUUUCAAAUGGAGCCUCGACCACAUUAGCAGCCACCCUGCAGUGAAGGAGGUUCAGACCAGUCUGAUUUGUCCAGCAGCGUACCCCCAGGUGGAGCUGCAGGACUGCUGGACGCUGCAGGGCUGGACCAAUCAGCUGCCGGCCUGGAGUCAGACAGAGUGCUCCAAUCUGCUGCCAUUUGUUUGCAGAAGCACCAAAGAACGAUAUCUGAGGAUGAAGCAGAUCACCGAAUCUCAGAGUGUCCGGCCCUCUGCCUUUAUGAACCAGAUGAUGAUGCUUUCCAACAAGAGCCAGCCCAUUCUAGCACAGCAACCAUCAGACCUGAACAACUUGGCCCAGGCCUCAGUCCUGCUGAACAUCUCUGCCCAGGCUCUGGACCACACCCCGCCGGGGGAACUGGAGCCGGCGGACAUGGUGUCCCUCAUCCAGCUGCUGUCUCUGACGGCGGACAUCCCGGCUCAGCCUCCCACCCGUCUGGAAAACAGCAGCCAGGAUGGCGUCCUGGAACUCAGUCAGCACUUUGUCUCUGUGGCUGAUAGCAUCAUCAGUGAAGACAACACACUUAAAUGGCAGGCCAUUAAAGAGGUGGUGAACGGCCCCAUGGAUGUUGUGAAGAGCAUUGACAGAAUGGUGACGCACCUGAGCCCUCGCUUGAUGUCGCAGACCGAUCAGCUGACCAUUACCAGCCCCAACAUUAAGUUGGAGGUGCAACAGCAGAGGCUUCAGGAGGGAAGCAAAGUUUCAAGCUUCUGUGGACCUGACACUGAAAGCCACACUCAUCUCGACUGUAUUUCUGUUCCAGCUCAGAAAAUCCAGGAUCUCCAUAGCAACGGGUUCUAUAAAAUCACCUUGGUCAACACGUGGUACGGCUCUCUGCGGCCUCUUUUCAAUCCAGAGGAGAACAUCACUAUGGUGCCCACCGUCACCGACGGAAGCCAAAGAUAUUUGGGAACGUUCCUGGGCUCUUCUGUCGUGUCCACCACUGUUCUGGGUGACGACCAGCCAGUUAGCAUGGCAGUUAACUUCCAGCUCCAGCACAGAGUGGAGAAUUCUCUGGGAACGGUGUAUGAUCCGGUGUGUGCCUUCUGGGAUUUUGAUCUCAGUCCAGAGACUGGUGGCUGGUGGAAUACUAAAGGCUGCAUGGUCGUGUCCAGACAUUAUGGUUACACCGUGUGCUACUGCAACCACACCACCAACUUUGCAUUGCUGCUGCAAGUCUAUGAAGCCCAGGUAAUGGUUAUUAUGAUUCUGGGUACACUUUUAAUCAAAUGGAAUGUUCCACUAUUUAUAUGUUAUAUGCUUUGUGUGUAUGUCUAUUUUUUUUUUCUUUCCAAGAGGAGUCCAGAAAACGAAAAAGCUCUGCAGGUGCUGACGUUCAUUGGCUGUGGAGUGUCUAUGUGUGGCCUCCUCUUCACCUUCAUCCUCUUCAUUGCUGUGGGUGUCCCUAAGUCUGACCGCACCACAGUCCAUAAGAACCUGAUAGUUGCUCUUGGUGUUGCUGAGCUGCUGUUAAUGUGCAGUGAUUGGGCCUCUGACAACAAGGCGGCAUGUUUCCUGGUGACUGCACUCCUCCAUCUCUUCUUCAUGGCCUCGUUCUCAUGGAUGCUGGUGGAGGGCCUUCUGCUGUGGAGCAAAGUCGUGUCAGUCAACAUCAGUGAGGACCGAAGGAUGAAGCUUUAUUACAUCAUCGGAUGGGGAGUGCCUGUCCUGAUUGUUGGUGUAACACUGGCGGUAUCAGUGGACAAAUACAAAGCAGAAGAUCACUGCUGGCUCAACGUGCAGACUGACACAAUCUGGGCCUUUGUGGGCCCUGUUGUGUUUGUCUUAGCGGUCAAUGCAGUUGUGCUGUGUCGGGUUGUCAUGGUGACCGUUUCCAGCGCUCAUCGACGAGCUAAGAUGCUCAGUCCAAGCUCAGCAUCAAAGAUGCAGACCUUUGACCUCACUUGGGCCGUCACUCGCCCGGUUCUCAUCCUGCUGCCCGUCCUGGGUCUGACUUGGCUGUGUGGAGUGCUGGUCCACCUGUCUGUGGUCAUGGCUUAUGUCUUCAUCGCGCUCAAUUCUUUCCAAGGCCUGUACAUCUUUUUAGUAUACGCUGUUUACAACAGUGAGGUGAGGAAUGCCAUCAAAAGGAUCAAGGAAAAACGAAAGGCCUUAUCUUUCACGAACUGCUCCCAGCCAAACAGCUUCCUACAUUCCCAGAGGGUCCCGGUUUCCUCCUGGAGCCGCAGUCCUCCAACUCCUUCCAGUCCAGAGACCAGUGAGACCUCAGGAGCCAACAGUUCCACCUCCAUGUCAUUAGUGAUUAAGAACGAGAGUUUCAGAAAGGAGAGUUUUGUGAGUUUCUCCAUGAAACAAGCAUCAGAAAACCAAGUAGUGCAGCUGACGGCGUUCAAGCCAUCAGGUUGCUGAACUGCAGAUGGAGCGCGUCCUGUUCCCAUUGACCACACACUCCUGGCAGGACAGAGCUGGAAACACACCCCAGGGACGAGUAUCACCAAGGAAAGAUCAACCGUCAUCUUGUUCCAGUUCACUCUCAGACUAGUAACUCCCCAUGAAGAUUCAUGGAUAUUAUGACUAAAAUGUGCACAGUUAGCGAGGGGGAUUAUUAUUCUAGUAAUGCCUUCUGAGAAUCACGUUGCAUCCAAUUGACUGUUUUUAGAUGAUUUAGCCUGAAGACCCAGUCCAAUGGAAAUGGUGUUUUUAACAUGCUCUUGUGGCAUUUUUUUCUCACGAUUGAGGACAUAUAUAAAGAAAAUUAAGAUUAAAAGUGUGUUUUGGAGUAUUUCUUUAUUCAGUAAGUUGUGAAACAAGAGCAGAUGAAAACAUGCUGUUGGAAAAUGAUCACACUUGUGAUGUAGAGAAUGCUCAGUGCUCCAUACUGAUGCAUUCACUCUGAAACCAAAGCCUCAUUUCCACCGAGCGGUCCGGUCUGGUCCAGUAAGGAGUUGUACGGGACGGUCUAGUUAAUUCUGGCAAGCGCUUCCAUU
Messenger RNA from Oryzias melastigma (Indian medaka), 4412 nucleotides. It is a transcript of the gene adgrd2, whose product is annotated as adhesion G protein-coupled receptor D2. The transcript is spliced from 25 exons. Bases 541 to 3834 code for a protein of 1097 amino acids. NCBI's taxonomy places the organism in Eukaryota, Metazoa, Chordata, Actinopteri, Beloniformes, Adrianichthyidae. Gene Ontology annotation, molecular function: G protein-coupled receptor activity. Gene Ontology annotation, cellular component: membrane. Gene Ontology annotation, biological process: cell surface receptor signaling pathway; adenylate cyclase-activating G protein-coupled receptor signaling pathway. The record is from RefSeq and is a predicted model, not a curated record.